UACCAACAAUGUUGCACGCUUCUACACAGCUAUAACUCACUGUACGAGCUUGCCCUACAAGAGGCAAAUGUAUAAUCGCUCGGACUAGUGCGUGCAGCAAUGAAGCCUUGAAUGGCACCGAAAAAAGCCAGCUAUUGAAGACGAAAUGAAAACUCAGAUGAUCCGCUCGGAAUCCGGGAGCGGGUUCUUGGAUGAGACGUAAAAAGUAAAAGGAACCCCCCCCCCUGGUGAGAGAAGAUGUAGGAGGUAUAAGAGCAUCGUGCAAGCGCUCAAAGUGUGCAGGGACAUCUAACCCCCACGUUAAUUCGAGUCAAAAGUCGAUCGUCAACAUGAAGUUCUUCCACAACAACUUCAAGCUCACCUCUCUCUUCCUUUUCUUCCUCCUCACAAGUAUCAACUUUUCGACCGUCUCCGCCAUCAUAAGCGGUAUCAAAGUACCCACCAACGUCCUCCGACCCGGUCACAAAUUCACCGUGACGUUCUUCACGAACCUACACAUCAUCAAUAACGCUCAGUAUUACGUUAUAUUCGGAUUGGAACCCGGAACGACUCCACGUUCGAACGUGGGCGAAUUCGUCUUGACGAGUCCUCAGAGCGAUUUGGUCGAAGGGGGACAUUCCGUGUCGGGAUUUGGAAAUUUUACGAUAGACGUCCGAUUACCUCGUAACUUUCAGAUCACUGGACCUGGGAAGAAGCAACAGUAUGUGUUAUCAGCGGCUGUGCUCCAGACGGUGAGUUUUUGUGAUUUUGGGUUGAAGAUCUAUCCAAUUGUCUUAUUUUUUGUUUUUAAAGGCUGGAAUAGUGAAUGGCGCAGAUGUCAUAAGCUUCAAUGGAAUCGUCACCAUCGCCAGGCACUAGGUCGAGGAGGCCGUGACGAUGAAAGCCAUCGCUGUUCACGAGAGAUGAUGAUGAUGAAUGAUCUGGAAUCGGAUUCGAAGCGCCAACGAGUUUUUUGGUUGGGCAUUUGUAUUGACUGAUUCUCAUGAAAUGAAUGAGCUAGUACGCCUGAUUAGAAGAACA
Molecule: messenger RNA, 1020 nt
Organism: Cantharellus anzutake
Lineage: Eukaryota; Fungi; Basidiomycota; Agaricomycetes; Cantharellales; Hydnaceae
Exons: 1
Coding region: 330-977 (215 amino acids)
Source: RefSeq, a predicted model, not a curated record